This is a messenger RNA of Oppiella nova, 1651 nucleotides long. The record is from the annotation of a GenBank genome assembly. Lineage: Eukaryota; Metazoa; Arthropoda; Arachnida; Sarcoptiformes; Oppiidae.
AAAACGUGUCAUAAAAUGAAUGCCUUUUUGUUGGAGAAGUGAAUGCCGUAUGGGAUCACCUCUGGAGACAAAGUAACCACUAAUCCAUUCAUUUGUAUUACUCGUCCACUGCUGUCACUGACACCAGACAUCUGAAGAAAUGCCGAUUUAUUUCCAUCGCCUCGAGAACGCCCUCAAGAGAGCCAACGAGUUCAUAGAUGUGGGCAAAAAGCCGCGGGCGCUGGAGAUCCUGUGCGAUGUCCUGCGGUCGCGAAAGCACAGGACGUGGCAGAAGAAGCACGAAGACAUUAUGAUUAAAUACCUGGAACUGUGUGUUGAGCUCAAGAAGUCAUAUGUGGCCAAAGAAGGCAUAUAUCAGUACAAAAUCAUAUGCCAACAGACGUACAUCAACUCCUUCGAGGACGUGGUCCGCAAAUACCUCGAAAUGGCUGAAGAGAAGGCACAGUCGGCGCAGAAGGAGAGCAAACAGUCGGUCCUCGAUGUGGACGACUUGGACAACGCGCAGACACCCGAAGACAUUCUGCUGAGCGCUGUUAGCAAUGAGGACACACAGGACCGCACGGACAGAGUUGUUCUCAUCCCGUGGGUUAAGUUCUUGUGGGAGUCGUAUCGCCAGUGUUUGGAUCUAUUGAAGAACAACUCGCGAACUGAGCGCCUAUACCAUGACGUGGCACACCAGGCCUUCAAAUUCUGUAUUAAAUAUAACCGGAAGACUGAGUUCCGCAAACUGUGUGACAAUCUUCACACCCAUUUGGAUAUAUUGAAGAAACAACAGCAACAGAACCAAGCGGUCGGUCAUCAGCAGCAGAACGCCAUUAACCUGAACUCACCCGAGAAGUUCAUAGAUGUGGGCAAAAAGCCGCGGGCGCUGGAGAUCCUGUGCGAUGUCCUGCGGUCGCGAAAGCACAGGACGUGGCAGAAGAAGCACGAAGACAUUAUGAUUAAAUACCUGGAACUGUGUGUUGAGCUCAAGAAGUCAUAUGUGGCCAAAGAAGGCAUAUAUCAGUACAAAAUCAUAUGCCAACAGACGUACAUCAACUCCUUCGAGGACGUGGUCCGCAAAUACCUCGAAAUGGCUGAAGAGAAGGCACAGUCGGCGCAGAAGGAGAGCAAACAGUCGGUCCUCGAUGUGGACGACUUGGACAACGCGCAGACACCCGAAGACAUUCUGCUGAGCGCUGUUAGCAAUGAGGACACACAGGACCGCACGGACAGAGUUGUUCUCAUCCCGUGGGUUAAGUUCUUGUGGGAGUCGUAUCGCCAGUACGUUCCUCCGCCCCCAACACUUGACCCCAACACUGCUGGCGGCAGUGCGGGCGCAGCGCCUGCCGGCACAUCCAUUCCUCAGGAGGACGCGCUUCUGGAGAAGGCUCUGGCGAUGUCUCUCGAAGCCGAUGAGGACAGGGGCACUGGAGUGAAGCCACCAAUGGUUGAUCCGUCAGCGAUGCCUGACUUCGCCACUAUGACUGAAGAGGAACAGAUUGCUUACGCAAUGCAGAUGUCUCUACAACACGCGCACGACUCCAGUGCCAAACCAGUCGACUCUCCCGUCCCGAUGGAGACCGACGACACCGAAGACAAAACUGAAAACAAGGAUAAAUAGCAAUCGAUUUGUCCGGUGUUUGAAGUGGUUUUUAAUUUAGUGUAUCCU